Molecule: messenger RNA, 1226 nt
Organism: Musca vetustissima
Lineage: Eukaryota; Metazoa; Arthropoda; Insecta; Diptera; Muscidae
Product: proliferation-associated protein 2G4
Exons: 7
Coding region: 4-1185 (393 amino acids)
Source: RefSeq, a predicted model, not a curated record
AAGAUGGCUGAAAUUGAAAAAGAAGAGAAGACCAUUGCUGAGGAUUUGGUUGUUACCAAAUACAAAUUGGCGGGCGAAAUUGUAAACAGAACAUUAAAGGCUGUCAUUGAUCUCUGUGUAGCCGGUGCAUCUGUAAGAGAUAUUUGCACAAAGUCUGAUAAUCUUCUUACCGAAGAAACAAGCAAGGUCUACAAAAAAGAAAAGGAUCUGAAAAAAGGUAUUGCAUUCCCCACCUGCCUCUCUGUUAAUAAUUGUGUAUGCCACUUUUCUCCGUCCAAAAAUGAUCCCGAUUAUGAAUUGAAGGAUGGUGAUGUUGUCAAAAUUGAUUUGGGUGCCCAUAUUGAUGGCUUCAUUGCUGUUGCAGCUCAUACAGUCAUUGUUGGAGCUUCGGCUGAAAACAAAGUUACAGGACGUAAAGCUGAUGUUACUUUGGCUGCCUACUGGGCCGUUCAAGCUGCCUUAAGGCUUCUUAAAUCUGGAAAUAAUAACUAUGCCAUUACCGAUGCCGUACAACAAAUCAGUGAAUCAUACAAGUGCAAACCCAUUGAGGGUAUGCUCAGUCAUGAAUUGAAACAAUUCAAAAUCGAUGGUGAAAAGACUAUCAUUCAAAAUCCAAGCGAGGCUCAACGCAAGGAACAUGAAAAGUGCACUUUUGAAACCCACGAAGUUUAUGCCAUCGAUGUUAUUGUUAGCACGGGUGAAGGUAUCGGCCGGGAAAAGGAUACCAAGGUGUCAAUUUACAAGAAGACCGAUGAAAACUAUAUGCUUAAAUUGAAAACAUCUCGUGCUCUUUUGGCUGAGGUUAAAACGAAAUACGGUAACAUGCCCUUCAAUAUUCGCGGUUUCGACGAGGAAACCAAAGCACGCAUGGGUGUUGUUGAAUGUAUGUCACACAAGAUGAUUGAACCCUUCCAAGUUUUGUACGAAAAGCCAAGCGAAUAUGUGGCCCAGUUCAAACACACAGUUUUGCUGAUGCCCAACGGUGUUAACUUGGUCACUGGUAUACCUUUUGCCACAGAGAACUUUGUUAGUGAACAUAGCAUAGCGCAACCCGAACUUAAAGAACUUGUUGCCACUCCCUUACAACCCACUAAAAAGGGUAAAGGCCAUGCUAAGAAAAAAGCUGCCCCUGCUGGAACAGAUGCUGCCGCUAACGCACCAGCUGCCGUAGAGACCAAGGCCUGAAAUGAUUCAAAUCGUCGUAUUACUACUGCCUUUUGCAAUGU